Molecule: messenger RNA, 6768 nt
Organism: Hibiscus syriacus
Lineage: Eukaryota; Viridiplantae; Streptophyta; Magnoliopsida; Malvales; Malvaceae
Product: DNA polymerase epsilon catalytic subunit A-like
Biological process (GO): DNA replication; mitotic cell cycle; base-excision repair, gap-filling
Cellular component (GO): nucleus; epsilon DNA polymerase complex
Molecular function (GO): DNA binding; single-stranded DNA 3'-5' DNA exonuclease activity; zinc ion binding
Source: RefSeq, a predicted model, not a curated record
AAUACUUUUCUUAUUCUUUUUGAAGGAAGAGCAACCGAAAACGCCACCGCGCAAAAUGAAUGGCGGAGAUAAACGACGGCUGGACCGGCUAGACCUUCGGAGAUCGAAGAAGCAGAAGAAUCUAAUCCGUAGCGCAGAAGAGGAACUCGAGUCCAAGCUUGGAUUUGAUCUCUUCUCUGAAGGAGAAAAACGUCUCGGAUGGUUACUUACUUUCGCUUCGGUAAUACAACAUCUUCUCCGUAUCCAAUAUUCAAAUAAAACGAGAUUAAAUUUCAUAAAUGUAGAUGGUUCUUGUUUUAAGUCAAAGUUCAAAUCCCGACCUUACUUUUACGCUGCUGCAAAGAACAAAGCAGAAAUGGAUGUGGAAGCCUAUUUGAGACGACGUUAUGAAAGUCAAAUUGCAGAGAUUGAAAUUGUGGAGAAGGAAGAUCUUGAUCUUAAAAACCAUUUGUCUGGUCUACACAAACGUUAUCUAAAAAUAUCUUUUGAUACUGUUCAACAAUUGAUGGAUGUGAAGAGAGAUCUAGUGCAUGUUGUUGAAAGAAACCGGACAAAAUUUGAUGCUGCUGAAGCAUAUGAGUCGUUAUUAAUGGGCAACAGAGAACACAGACCGCUAGAUCUUUUGGAUCUUGUGGUUGAUCUCCGUGAAUAUGAUGUCCCCUACCAUGUUCGUUUUGCCAUUGACAAUGAUGUGAGAUGUGGGCAGUGGUAUGAUGUCAGUGUAUUUAGUACUGGAGUCAUGCUGGAGAAGAGGACUGAUCUUCUGCAACGUGCUGAAGUACGUGUCUGUGCAUUCGAUAUUGAGACGACAAAGCUUCCUUUGAAAUUUCCAGAUGCUGAGUAUGAUUCAAUAAUGAUGAUAUCAUACAUGGUUGACGGACAAGGAUAUCUGAUUAUUAACAGAGAGUGUGUAGGGCAAGACAUAGAGGACUUAGAGUAUACUCCUAAACCAGAAUUUCAAGGAUUUUUCAGUGUCAAAAAUGUGAAAAAUGAGGUAGAACUUCUACGGCUGUGGUUUACCCACAUGCAAGAGGUCAAGCCUGGUAUUUUUGUUACAUAUAAUGGUGAUUAUUUUGAUUGGCCAUUCAUAGAAAGAAGAGCUGAAUAUCAUGGAAUUAAAAUGAGUGGUGAGCUAGGGUUUCAAUGUGACAAGAAUCAGGGGGAAUGCCGAGCCAAGUUUGCCUGUCAUUUGGACUGUUUUGCUUGGGUCAAACGUGACAGUUAUCUUCCUCAGGGGAGCCAUGGUCUCAAGGCUGUUACAAAGGCAAAGCUGGGUUAUGAUCCACUCGAGGUGAAUCCAGAGGAUAUGGUUCGAUUUGCAAUGGAAAAGCCCCAGAUGAUGGCAUCCUAUUCUGUUUCUGAUGCUGUUGCAACUUAUUAUUUGUACAUGACCUAUGUUCAUCCCUUUAUUUUCUCUCUGGCUACUAUUAUUCCCAUGUCACCUGAUGAGGUUCUGCGCAAAGGAAGUGGGACACUUUGUGAAAUGCUUCUGAUGGUUCAGGCGUACAAGGCAAAUGUAGUCUGCCCUAACAAACACCAAUCAGAGACUGAAAAGUUCUAUAAGAAUCACCUUCUUGAGAGUGAGACCUAUAUAGGUGGCCAUGUGGAAUGCCUUGAAAGUGGUGUUUUCAGAUCUGAUAUUCCAACUAGCUUUAAGCUUGAUCCAUCUGGCUAUGAGCAACUGAUCAGUAAUCUUGACCGGGAUCUACAAUAUGCUAUUAUUGUUGAGGGGAAGAUGGACUUGGAAUCUGUCUUGAACUAUGAUGAAGUAAAGAAUGAGAUAAUAGAAAAGCUUGUGAAGUUACGAGAUGAACCUAUCCGUGAUGAAUGCCCUCUCAUUUAUCAUUUGGAUGUUGCUGCAAUGUACCCAAAUAUUAUUUUGACAAAUCGGCUUCAGCCACCAUCAAUAGUUACAGAUGAGGUCUGUACUGCAUGUGAUUUCAAUCGUCCGGACAAGUCUUGCCUCCGGAAACUUGAAUGGGUUUGGCGUGGAGAGACAUUCAUGGCAAAGAAAAGUGAUUAUUACCACUUGAAGAAGCAAAUUGAGUCUGAAUUUUUUGAUGGCACUGAUAGUCAGCUGUCAAAAUCUUUUCUUGAUCUGCCUAAACUAGAGCAGCAGUCCAGGCUGAAAGACCGUUUGAAGAAAUAUUGUCAGAAGGUAUAUAGACGGGUAUUGGACAAGCCAGUCACCGAACUUCGAGAAGCAGGGAUUUGUAUGCGUGAAAACCCUUUUUACGUUGACACAGUUCGCAGCUUUCGAGAUAGAAGGUAUGAAUACAAAGGACUUAAUAAGGUCUGGAAAGGGAAGCUGUCUGAAGCUAAGGCUGGUGGAAACUCUAUAAAGAUUCAAGAAGCACAAGACAUGGUAGUGCUUUAUGAUUCCUUACAACUUGCCCAUAAGUGUAUACUGAACUCAUUCUAUGGAUAUGUCAUGCGCAAAGGUGCGAGAUGGUACUCUAUGGAAAUGGCCGGUGUAGUUACGUACACUGGUGCUAAAAUCAUUCAGAAUGCUCGCUUACUUGUUGAAAAAAUUGGGAAGCCACUUGAAUUAGACACAGAUGGUAUCUGGUGUGCGCUUCCUGGGUCUUUUCCAGAAAACUUUACUUUUAAAACUAAAGACUUGAAGAAGAAGCUGACUAUCUCUUAUCCGUGUGUUAUGCUUAAUGUUGAUGUGGCAAGAAAUAAUACAAAUGAUCAAUACCAGAAACUUGUGGAUCCUGUCAAUAAAACAUAUGCGACUCAUAGUGAAUGCUCAAUUGAAUUUGAAGUAGAUGGUCCAUACAAGGCAAUGAUUAUACCUGCCUCUAAGGAAGAGGGAAUAUUAAUUAAGAAACGAUAUGCUGUUUUUAAUGAUGAUGGAACCCUUGCGGAACUUAAAGGUUUUGAGAUUAAGCGUAGAGGUGAGCUGAAACUCAUCAAAGUUUUCCAGGCAGAGCUUUUUGAUAAGUUCCUUAAUGGAUCCACCUUAGAGGAAUGUUACUCAGCUGUCGCUGUUGUUGCAAAUCGCUGGCUUGAUCUUCUCGACAGUCAAGGAAAGGAUAUUGCGGAUAGUGAGUUGUUGGAUUACAUAUCGGAAUCUAGUACAAUGAGCAAGUCUUUAGCAGAUUAUGGUGAACAAAAGUCAUGUGCAGUGACCACAGCAAAGCGUCUUGCUGAUUUUCUCGGUGAUGCUAUGGUUAAAGAUAAAGGACUGCACUGCCAGUAUAUAGUGGCAUGUGAACCAAGAGGUACACCCGUCAGUGAACGUGCUAUUCCUGUUGCUAUAUUUGAAACUGAUACUGAAAUAAUGAAGUUCUAUCUGCGCAAGUGGUGCAAAACUUCUUCAGAUGUUGGCAUACGUUCUAUUGUUGAUUGGUCAUACUACAAGCAACGGCUUAGCUCGGCGAUUCAGAAAAUUAUAACUAUACCUGCCGCAAUGCAAAAGGUUACAAAUCCUGUCCCUAGGGUAGCUCAUCCUGAUUGGCUGCAUAAAAGGGUCCGUGAGAAGGAGGAUAAAUUCCGUCAAAGGAAGUUGGUUGAUAUCUUUGGCUCAUCAGUCAGGGAUGAUAAAAUGAAAAAGACAAGUGGUGAUGUUCUCACCACUGUCGUGGUUGGAGAUCUGGAAGACUUCCAAAACAAAAGAGCAAAUUCUGGGAAAGGACCUAUACCAAUUGUUCGUUGUUAUGAAGUCCAUAAGGAUCAAGGUCCAAUCAAGGCAGCUGUCCAAGCCAAUACAAAACAACAUCAGACUAAUCAUAGAGGAAGUGAGCAACAUUUGUCAUCAACAUUGCAGCCAGUUGUUCAAUCCACUGAAAAUAUUGACAGAAAUGUCGACUAUCAAGGAUGGCUUGAACUGAAGAAGAGGAAGUGGAAAGAUAAUCUGGAAAAGAGGAAGAGACAAAGGUUGAGUAAUCUACGAACAUCACAUCAUGCCAGUCACACUUCUGAGAUGCCAUGUGCUGUGGAAAACCAUAAAGAUGCCUCCGGAAGAACUGGUGUUGGUUCAUAUUUUAGAAGACAUGAAGUGUCACUAACUAAUUCCUAUUGGCAGAUUAUACAGCUAACUCCAGGUUCACAGAAUGGCCAAUUUUUUGCUUGGGUUGUUGUUGAAGGAAUUAUGCUUAAGGUUCCUAUUACUGUUCCGAGAGUGUUUUAUUUGAACUCUAAAGCAACUAUAUCAGAAAAUUUUCCUGGAAGACGUGUAAACAAAACUCUGCCUCAUGGAAGGCAGAGCAAUAACCUAUUUGAGGUUAUAAUUGAUGAAGAUCAAUUUAAGAGGGAGAGCAAGAAGCUUGCUGCUCUUCUUGCUGAUCCAGAAAUUGAGGGGAUUUAUGAAAGGAAGAUUCCACUGGAGUUUAAUGCUAUUCUUCAGCUUGGCUGUGUUUGCAAAGUAGAUAAAGCCACCAAGAAACGAAAUGCCCAGGAUGGCUGGAGUCUGAGUGAAUUGCAUAUGAAGACUACAACAGAAUGUGCUUAUCUGGAGCAGGCAAUCUCUUUCUUUUACCUGUAUCAUAGUAUUUGUGAAGGCCGUGCCAUAUAUGCUGCCUAUUUUUCUUCAUCAGGAGCAGUGUAUGUGGUAGUAGUUAAUCCUCACCAUGAAAAUGAAAGUCUAUCUCCACAUAUCCUCGAGAAAUAUUUUCGUGAAGCUUGCCAGGCUUUGUCUAUUGAACCACCAGUUCGUAAUGGUAUUUCUUUAAAGGUGAACUAUGUUGAACAUGUCAAGGAAGCUGAAAAAAAUUUACAGAGAGCUAUAAGUGAACACAGGCAUGAACAUCAAGGUCCUAUUCUUGCGGUCAUUGAAUGCCCAAAUACUCAAAUCAUGAAGUCAGGUGUACGAGCUUUAGAAGAUUUCCCUUGUGUGAGCAUACCUUCAAAUGCUCGUGAUAAUGAUUAUCAGCUUCUUGUAUGGCAACAAACUGCUGCAAAAAUUGCAAUGCAGCGGUGUUCUGCAUCAUCUCAGUGGUUAAGUGAGAGGAUCUCUCUCUCAAGAUAUGCGCAUGUACCCUUGGGCAAUUUUGAACCUGAUUGGCUAUUAUAUACAGCAGAUGUUUUCUAUUCUAGGGCUUUGCGUGAUCAGCAACAGGUACUUUGGAUUUCUGAUGAUGGUGUUCCUGACCUAGGAGGCAUCGGUGAAGAAGAUACAUGCUUUGCUGAUGAGGUCUGUCAACCUGUUAUCACAUACCCUGGAGCGUAUCGAAAAGUUUCUGUGGAGCUAAAGAUUCAUAACCUGGCUGUAGAUGCUCUUCUUAAAAGCAACCAAGUGAAUGAAAUGGAAGGAGGAGCUUUAUUAGGAUUUGACCAAGAUAUGCAUUCUGGAAAUGAUCAGUGUGGUUUUGAUGAGGCUACCGCAUCUGCAGCUGCAUUUCGAGUCAUGAAACAACUUAUACAAAGGUGCCUUGCCGAUGCAGUUUCCUCGGGAAAUGUGUUUGCUGAUGCAAUACUGCAACAUCUAUAUCGGUGGCUUUGCAGCCCUCAGUCAAAGCUUCAUGAUCCAGCUCUUCACCGCAUACUACACAAGGUCAUGCAAAAGGUGUUUGCUUUGCUGUUGUCUGAAUUCCGCAAAUUGGGUGCGACAAUCAUAUUUGCAGACUUCUCAAAGGUUAUCAUUGACACAGGAAAAUAUGAUAUGACAGCAGCUAAAGCUUAUUGUGAUAGCUUGCUUAAAGCUCUGCAGAAUAGAGAGUUAUUUGAAUGGAUUGAGCUUGAGCCGAUUCACUUCUGGCAUUCCUUGCUAUUUAUGGAUCAGUAUAACCAUGGAGGAAUCUUGGCUGGAUCUCAUGAAAAUUCAGAAGAAAAUUCAGAAGUGGAUAUUGUUUCAAACUGGAAUAUUGCUCGGUAUUUACCUGAGAAGAUUCAGGACCAUUUUGUUUUAAUUGCGUCCGAGUUUUUGCAUACUCCCUGGAAAUAUGCACAGGAGCAAGCUGCAAACAGAACAUCUUCACUGGAUGGCAGCUUAUGUACUCCAUCAAUCACUAUUACAGCUGCCGAGAGUUUUGAAGCCCAUAUUGUAAAAUAUCUCAAAGAUCAGAUUAGCUCCUACUUCACAGAAAAACUUCUAGGAAUUGUUCGUGAUAUUAUGCUUAAUAUGAAAGGGUUGAGUGGAACUGGAAAAGUGGAUCAACAAACUGCGCAUAAGGUUCCUCAUAAAGGAGAUGCUGCACUAGAGUUUAUUAAGCAUGUCUGUGCCGUUCUGGCCCUUGACCACAGUGUUCAGCAUGAUGUUCUGGUAUUAAGAAAGAAUCUACUGAAAUAUGCACACGUCAAGGAGUUUGCUCCAGAAUCUGAGUUUCAUGAUCCAUGUCCUUCUUUCAUCUUACCCAAUGUGAUUUGCAGCUAUUGCAACGAUUGUAGAGACCUAGAUUUAUGCCGGGACUCGGCUUUACUGGCUGAUGAAUGGUGCUGCGCUGUACCCCAGUGUGGGCAGCCGUACGACCUGGAGGUGAUGGAGAAUGCACUCCUGCAAAUCGUACGACAAAGAGAAAAACUGUAUCAUCUGCAGGAUCUAGUGUGCUGUAGGUGCAGACAGGUGAAAGCGGCACAUUUAGCGGAACAAUGUGGGUGUGCAGGCUCAUAUAAAUGCAAAGAAGACGCAACUGAGUUCCGCAGCAAAAUGCAGAUAUUCUUGAACAUAGCCAUUCGUAAAAAGUUUCAGCUUCUCCAGGAGUGUACCUCAUGGAUCUUACAAGUCAACUAACAGUCAUCCUCGAGUUUUUAAUAUAAAUCUUUGAAAAAUUACAUGUAUUAUUAUUAGAUCUGUUUACUAAAAAUGUAUGUAUAUGAAAUGUAUCA